UUUUUUUUUUCCCUUUCUUUCUUCAUUACCUAUAUACCAUGUCUGAUAUUAGAGUACCUGGAUUCAAAAGUUCCGAAGUGAUUGCUCUACUUGAUAAACACUUCAAUGCUUACUCUGCUGAUGAGAAGGCUGCUUUGAUCAAAAAGGUGAAUGGUGUCUUCCAAUUUGUUAUUAAAAACGCUCAAGGAAAAGAAGAAGUUUUUACAAUUGAUUGUAAGAAGGAAGGCAAAGUUGUACGUGGUAAAGGUGCUGUCAAGGCUGAUGCUAUUAUUACCAUUGGAGAUCAAGAUUUUGUUGAUUUGGCUGAUGGUAAACUCAAUGGACAAAAGGCUUACAUGUCUGGUAAACUCAAAAUAAAGGGUCAAAUGAUGCUUGCUAUGAAACUUGAUAACGUUUUCAAAUCCAUCAAACCAGAAUCCAAGCUUUAAAGAAAAUGUUGAUAUUUGUAUAUUCUUUGUAGUUGACUAUUUUAGUUUGAUUUUUUCUUUAUUUAGUUGCUUUUUUCCCAUAAGUUUUAAAUAAAGAUAUAUAUAAAAAAAGGAA
Messenger RNA from Halteromyces radiatus, 543 nucleotides. Its product is annotated as SCP2 sterol-binding domain-containing protein. Bases 39 to 428 code for a protein of 129 amino acids. Gene Ontology annotation, cellular component: cytosol. The transcript is spliced from 4 exons. NCBI's taxonomy places the organism in Eukaryota, Fungi, Mucoromycota, Mucoromycetes, Mucorales, Cunninghamellaceae. The record is from RefSeq and is a predicted model, not a curated record.